Messenger RNA from Coniophora puteana RWD-64-598 SS2, 715 nucleotides. RefSeq lists its product as uncharacterized. The transcript has 3 exons. Lineage: Eukaryota; Fungi; Basidiomycota; Agaricomycetes; Boletales; Coniophoraceae. The record is from RefSeq and is a predicted model, not a curated record. Bases 1 to 426 code for a protein of 141 amino acids.
AUGGGACCGAUCAGGGCCGAACAUUGUUUGGAGGAGGAAGUCGACAGUGCCAAUCAAUCAAGUACUUGCCUAGACCCCUUCCAGGUUCUGAAUUCUCGCGAAACGCCCUCGCGAGAGUAUGAGUACGUCCGAAUGCUCCACGAGCACGCAGCUCGCCCUCUUGCGCCCACCCGUUUCGACGCACCUUCAAACUUGAACACAAUUUCUGUCCCCGUGUCGGGUGGCUCAGCGGUCGUUUUUGGCAGCGUCCAGCCACCACUACCUCUUGAAGAAGCCAUCGUUAUGCGUUUCGGAGGUGCCGCCGCUGCGCUCGUCGCGCUGUUCGCCGCCGCGUUCGCGGUCGCUACCCCUGCCCCGGUCCCGGAGAGCUCCGAGUCGAGCGACGUCAUCGCCUGCCCUGUGCAGCCGUGUGAUAACCCGAGCUGAGUGAGGGGCGGAAGGUAGAGUGACGGAUUAGAGAGCGAUAUGUUAUGCUGGUUAACCUGGAAUUCUGAUCAUCCGCGGAAUAGACGUGCGAGGGAGGAUUGGUUGUCGUGCUUGUGUUAAGGGUGUAUAGUCAUGGUCAUGGACGAUGCGCAAGUGUCAUUAUUUGGCUUGUUGUGAACCUGUAAUGUCAUUCGUCUCAACUUGCCACUCUCGCCGAGGUUUCCGUUCUGACUCGAGGUCUCGUACGAGCUGUGCCAAUCCAAGACGUCUUCCGCUGAGAAUGUUCUCG